AUGGCGCUGCCAAGGGUUUCUUUCAUCUUGCUACUAGUGAUAGCCAUAACCAUUAUUGUCACCCUUGUAGCACCAACUAGUGCAAGCAAUGAGCCAUUUCGAGGGACUUAUCAUCGUGUUCUUUCCCAUAGUCCUCGUGCUCCUUUGGCGACAUGUAACAAGUACCCUAGAGUCUGUGCAGCUGAGGGUAGUCCUGGCCCUGAUUGUUGUGGUAAACAAUGUGUUAAUGUGAUGACAGAUAAACUUAACUGUGGAAAGUGUGGGAAGAAGUGUGUGUACUCAGAGAUGUGCUGCCAAGGAGAGUGUGUGAACCCAUCUGUCGAUAAGAAGCAUUGUGGCCGAUGCAACAAGAAGUGCAACAAUGGAGGCUCAUGUGUUUAUGGGUUGUGCAGUUAUUCUUAG
Camellia sinensis is the source of this 402-nucleotide messenger RNA. Its product is annotated as stigma-specific STIG1-like protein 1. The record is from RefSeq and is a predicted model, not a curated record. Lineage: Eukaryota; Viridiplantae; Streptophyta; Magnoliopsida; Ericales; Theaceae.